AAUGGCGCUUACGACGAAUAUGGCUGUUUUACUAAGAUGUUUGAAUAUUUCCAGAAAAGCCACGAAAGUAAUUUUCCCUUCCGUCACAGCGUCAAGGAAUAAACACGAUUCUUUUAAGUUUUCUGACUUGCAAAUUCAACUCGCUUCAUCAAGUCAAAGAUUUACCAAACCGGAUCCGUCGAAGUUGAAAUUUGGUGAAGUUUUCAGUGAUCACAUGUUCGAAGUCGAAUGGAACGAAGAUGACGGUUGGGGUGUACCCCGUAUUCUCCCCCUACAUGAUUUGCAUUUGCAUCCUGGGGCAAAAAUAUUGCAUUAUGCCCAAGGUGUGUUCGAAGGCAUGAAGGCCUUUAAGUAUUCCAAUGAACAAGUUGCUUUAUUCCGUCCAGAGAUGAAUGUGGAACGUUUGCUUGUUAGUUCUGAAAGGGCUGCUCUACCACCCUUCGACAAGGAAGAGUUUCUGAAAUGCUUGAAGAAAUUGGUGACGAUUGACAAGUCUUGGAUUCCUGACACCGUAGAAAGCUCGUUGUACAUACGUCCGACAUACAUUGGCCAUCAGAGUGCUUUAGGUAUUCAUUCUUCAAGUAAAGCGUUGCUGUUUGUCGUUACUUGUCCGGUGGGUGCUUAUUUUUCAACUGGACGGUUUACUCCAGUGUCUUUGCUCGCCGAUCCUCAGUACGUCAGAGCUUGGCCUGGUGGCGUUGGCGACAAGAAAAUGGCUUCAAAUUACGGUCCAACUUUGCACGCGCAAAAGGUCGCUCAACGUCAAGGAUUGCAGCAGGUGCUGUGGCUUCUUGGGGAGGACCAUUACAUCACAGAAGCAGGAGGAAUGAACAUUUUCUUCCUGAUCAAAAACGCCGGUGGGGAUUUGGAACUUGUUACACCCCCUCUAGACGGAACGAUUUUACCAGGAGUUAUGAGACGAAGUGUGUUGGAUUUAACUAAAAAAUGGGACGAAUUUUCGGUCGUUGAAAGGCGGAUAACAAUGAAAGACGUUAUAUUAGCUAAUAAUGAGGGUCGACUCGUGGAAAUGUUUAGCACUGGUACAGCUGUUUGUAUCUGUCCAGUAGGUUCAAUUCGAUACAAUGGUCAAGAUAUUAAAAUACCCACCACUGCCAGUAAUAGUGCUAUCUCUGCGAGAUUAUAUAAAGCCAUCACUGAUAUUCAAUAUGGAAGAGUUAAAUCUGAAUGGUCAGUUGUUAUUGAAUAAUGGUGUUAUUUAGUAUUAAUCAAAUGUGAUAACAUAUUGGAUUGAGUAAGUGAAAUAUAUUAAUUAUUCUUUUAACCAAA
This is a messenger RNA of Uloborus diversus, 1287 nucleotides long. Its product is annotated as branched-chain-amino-acid aminotransferase, cytosolic-like. Gene Ontology annotation, molecular function: branched-chain-amino-acid:2-oxoglutarate transaminase activity. Gene Ontology annotation, cellular component: mitochondrion. The record is from RefSeq and is a predicted model, not a curated record. NCBI's taxonomy places the organism in Eukaryota, Metazoa, Arthropoda, Arachnida, Araneae, Uloboridae. The transcript has a single exon. Gene Ontology annotation, biological process: L-leucine biosynthetic process; L-valine biosynthetic process. Bases 2 to 1207 code for a protein of 401 amino acids.